Mucor mucedo is the source of this 346-nucleotide messenger RNA. RefSeq lists its product as uncharacterized. The record is from RefSeq and is a predicted model, not a curated record. Lineage: Eukaryota; Fungi; Mucoromycota; Mucoromycetes; Mucorales; Mucoraceae. The transcript has a single exon. Bases 32 to 271 code for a protein of 79 amino acids.
AAUUAAAUCAAUUUAUAUAAAACAACAAAAGAUGUCAUUCCCCACUACCAACGAAGCCAAGAAGGACCAAUAUGUUGGUCAAACCAAGCAAAAUGUCGGACAAACCUUUGGCAGCGACUCACUCGAGUCUAGAGGUCAAGCUCAACAAAAUACAGGACUCAUUGAAGAAACGACUGCCAAUUUGGGUGGUCUUUUAGGUGGAACUGUCAAUACUGUCGGUGGUGUACUUCAAGGAACCCUUGGUGCUCUCGGCGGUGGCAACAACAAAUAACUUAUUUUUAUCUGUACGCAUAUACCAUCAAGUCAAUUGUAAAUAAUAAUAAAAAAAAAAAUUGCGUUUCAAUUC